AUGGAUCCGUCCUCAGGAUAUACCGUCACCGACAUCGACAACCAUGAAACAACGAACUUCAUAACCCUGUGGCAGGACAAUCUUGAGUCUCAAUUACAACCUUUUGACUUCAACCUGCCUGAAGAAACCCUCUUUUGGCACCAAACACCAUCGACCAGCGGACUCGCAGGCAGUAUGAUGGCUGGCCCAGCACACCGAACACAACCGCCAGUCAUCGACCUAACGGAGUCCACCCCAGAGCCCUAUCAGAGCCCCAGUAGCCUUUACCAGGGUAGACCAUACACGGACUCGGCUUCCUAUAGCCCCUCAGAGACCUCUCACCUGUUCUAUCAAGGAGAGACUCCGUCAACAAUGGCAGAAGGCAGUCCUGGGCCACAACAAAGCACCGCCUGCCUUGCCGAUACCAAUCGCCAUUUGCUGAGCAGAACCCCAUGCCCCCGUCGUCUCUACAAAUGUGAGUGGCGAGACUGCCACACCCCUGGACAGUUUCACCGCGAACUAGACCUUGUCCGACACAUUCGAACGGUGCACAUUUCUCCAGACAAGUAUCGGUGCGAUAGCUGUGGUAAGGCAUUCGGCCGGAAAGACCACCUGAACGGGCACCGAAAAAAGCGCCAUGAGUCCGUGCGCCAUUCUGCGAAAGCAGAGAGCAUGUACUCAUCUGGUUCCUGA
Molecule: messenger RNA, 672 nt
Organism: Aspergillus versicolor CBS 583.65
Lineage: Eukaryota; Fungi; Ascomycota; Eurotiomycetes; Eurotiales; Aspergillaceae
Exons: 2
Coding region: 1-672 (223 amino acids)
Source: RefSeq, a predicted model, not a curated record